This is a messenger RNA of Fomitopsis serialis, 2016 nucleotides long. RefSeq lists its product as uncharacterized. The record is from RefSeq and is a predicted model, not a curated record. The transcript has 5 exons. Gene Ontology annotation, molecular function: sequence-specific DNA binding; DNA-binding transcription factor activity. The coding region runs from base 1 to 2016 and encodes 671 amino acids. NCBI's taxonomy places the organism in Eukaryota, Fungi, Basidiomycota, Agaricomycetes, Polyporales, Fomitopsidaceae. Gene Ontology annotation, biological process: regulation of DNA-templated transcription.
AUGUCCCUCGACCAGCAGGUCGCCCUUGCUCGCCCAGAUCCCAUCCGAAGCGAGUCGUCCCAUCUUAGCAGGGCCGCGCGGCAGGUUGUACCGCCGUUCCUUCAGAAACUUUACGAGAUAGUUAAUGAUCCUCGCAAUGACGAGUUGAUUCGGUGGUCGGAGAAUGGCGACUCUUUCUACGUUCUCAACCACGAGCGCUUUGCCCGCGAGGUGCUCGGUCGCUGGUUUAAGCACCAGAAGUUCACCUCCUUUGUCCGGCAGCUCAAUAUGUACGGCUUCCACAAAAUCCCACACCUCCAGCAGGGAGUCCUUAAGAGUGACACUGACACCGAGCCUUGGAACUUCGAGCACCCACAUUUCCAUCGCGGACAGCCCGACCUGCUCUGCCUCAUACAGCGCAAGAAGCAGCCGGCCAAUAGUAACGCCGAGGACGGCGAUGUCCCAGACACCACCAAUACAUCUACGUCUCAUGUCCCGCCGUCUGGGCAACAAGCCAUUUCAGCGGAUCUGAAUGCGUUGAAGAAGUCGAACGAGAUGCUGUGGGAGGAGGCGACGCUUGCGCGGCAGAGGCACGACAAACACCAGGACACGAUCAACCGUAUUCUGAAGUUUUUGGCCGGAGUGUUCGGCCACUCGACGGAUACACUGAACACCAAGAACGACACCGGUCGUUCCCCCAGCGUUGCUCCCCGUGCACGACAGAGACUCAUGAUUGGUGACGGGAGGGCUGCUAAGGGGGCAAAGGCUGUUGAAAUCGCCGACGUCGCUGACGACGACGAUGUCGAUUUGCUUCACUCGGCGCAUCCGCAGGAGGGUGCAACUACGCCACUUGCUGGUAAGUUCCCAUACGACAUCUUGCAACAACUCGUGUACGAAAUACAACGCCACGCAGGCCAGCUGUCUUCUAUCGAGUCUCCGUUGAUGUCUCCGACGCCUUCCACCGCCCCUUCGGAAACAUUCUCCCCUAGCAUCAUCGAAACGACAUCGCCAGGAUUCGCUGGCCGACCGACGCGGCCUACAGAGGUACUGUCGAGGACAAACACCAGCAACACCUCUAACCACGGUUCCGCGACAGACGUCCCCUCACGAACUACUCCUCCGCCUCUCGGCACCGCGUCUGAACCCACUGUAUCACCCUCAACAUUAGCUGCUCUCACAGCGAAUACAGCAGGCUCUUACCUCCCGGACACCGCGUGGCAGACGGCGAUUCAGCAGGUUCUCAACAAUCCCCAGCAGAUGCAGCGCUUGAUGCAGGCUCUUGCUACGCAGCAGGGCUAUUCUAUGGCUCCCCCUCCCGACUCUACCUUCAUACCUCAGCAGCCUCCCUCCGCCCAGCUGGCACCAUAUACUCCCGCUCCCUUUGAUUACAGCCGCUAUCGAACGGAGCUACCCGUACAGGUCCCUCCUUCGACAUUACCAUUGCUCAGUCAAUCCAUCCCAGCUCACGACGAAGCGCCAUCACUGGAGCCGUUGCUAGACAACGCUUCACGUCUGCAGAAGUCGUAUAGGGAUGCCGUGGAGAUCGAGGCCGAUAUGGACCAGCUGCAGUCGAGCCUGCACUCGCUGAUUCACGACCUAGGCAUGGACCCGCAAGCUCUUCUCGCCCAGAACCAGGAGCAGGCUCGCCAGUGCAGUGGUUCGUACACGAAUGGUGCAGGCUCUAUCCAGUCGGCUGGGAACGGGAUGCAGCAGAACGACCCGUCGUCGGACCUCUUCCUGGAGUCGCUGCUGAACGGGAUGGGGUCGACAAGUGAUUCAAACCUUGACUAUUCGGAUGUCACGGACCGCUUCGAUCCCGCGACCCAAAUCGACGGCACCACCGUCGGUGACGCAUCUACGGAACAACUCGCGGCGUUUCUGGACGACGUCUCGGACACGGCCUCUCCCAUGUCCAAUCCUACUGACGUCGCGCCCGUGCCGCAGAAGCGCAAGUCGGAUGCGGCGGGCUUGUCAUUACCUUCCUUCAAUACGGUUGAUCAUGUACUAGCGGGCCCAAAGACGAAGCGGAAGAGAUAA